Messenger RNA from Clonostachys solani, 1521 nucleotides. Lineage: Eukaryota; Fungi; Ascomycota; Sordariomycetes; Hypocreales; Bionectriaceae. The record is from the annotation of a GenBank genome assembly.
AUGGCGUUGAAGGAGAUGAUCUCCUCGCCUCUGGAGGCCGGCAUCUCCAUCCUGGACGCCCACCACCUGCCACCACACCUGACUCCAGCCCUCGAAUAUGUCUCCGACAAGCUGGCCCGGAAGUCCCUCUACCUGACCCUCGUGGCAGUCCGGAGAGAUUACCAGCUGCCCACGGUCAUCCCCCCGUGCGGCUCGCCCGGCAUGCAAAACUCCCCCAUCCCGACCACACCGCUCUCGCCUCGCUUCAGCUUCGCAGCCUCCCCCGUGUCCUCCCUCAGACAGCUCGUGCGAUCCGGCUCGGGCCACGGACGCUCGCCCAUGCGGCUCAGGAUCGAGACCCAGCAGCUCAGAGGCAGCAUGGCCUCGCCGACGCCUUCGUUCGCCUCCUCGUUCGCCUCCUCCAUGGCCCCCUCCUCCCUCGGCCGCAUGUCUCCCAAGCUGCAGUGGCCCCUCUCCCCGGCCAGCAUGUCCCCCAUGACGCCCUGUACCCCUUCCUCCGCCACGACUACGACGAGCGUGACGACGACGAGCACGGUUGCCUCCAACGAUGUGGCUCACCCUUCGCCGAUUUCAGGGUCGCAUGGGAUGCGGCUGGUGUAUUCGGAGGAGGUGUCGGCGAAGGACGAGAAGUCCUUGAGGACGAUUAUACACAAUGCCCGGAGGAAGUUCAGGAUAGGCGCCGAAUGGCUCUCGGAACCGGUGUGCUCGACCACGUGCGGCUUGACGAACCAACUUAUACAGCAGUCAAUGAGCCAGAACGAGGUCCUCUUCUCUUCGGAGGGUCUAGCACUCGUGGCACUUGAUGGUCUUUACAGCCUGAAGAGUGCUUUGUCUGCGUAUUCGAAGACCAGAUCACCCUUGAGGUUAGAGGACGCCGUGGAUGAGCUUCGUCGCCUCGUGCUUGCGGGGAACGGCCGCAAGGUCACAAGGUCGGAUCUGCUUCGGUCUUAUGACUGGCUGAGUGUUUCCCACGCGGCAAUUGGCGACCUAGAUCUCAUGUAUCGAAGGGCCUAUGGUGGCCCUGAAGGGCUAGGUGCCAUCACAGGAAUUGUGUCUACAGGAGUCCGAACUGUUGUUGUCACAGGGCAUGAUGUAAAGAUCAGGGAUGACGAUGGUGAUGGCGCAAGUGAGAGAACCUGCGCCGGUUCCCCAGAGCGCGACUUGGCUCCUCCGAUGGAGACCAAGGAGGAACAGCAGCAGACUCUGACAAUGCCAUUCCUCCCCAAACUCCAAACGAAUUUCGACACUUCGGCCAACGACAGCGAUAGUGACGAUGAACCGAAUAGCAACCUGACGGCUCGGCCGAAGGACCAACUGCCGUUCAAGGUCCCGUCGUGGAGGAACUCUUCCAUCGACGAGAUGAUGCUGACUCCCGGCUCUGAGAGAAGCUCUCCAGACUUGGGCCCGGUCACACCAAACGAAUAUGAUGACAUCUCACCCGUCACAAGAGGUGAAUGGGGAUUUUUGAUGGUGGAUAACUCAUUGCGCGUGGGCAGGACUGUUGCCGUUGAAACGUGCUAG